Molecule: messenger RNA, 2032 nt
Organism: Melanaphis sacchari
Lineage: Eukaryota; Metazoa; Arthropoda; Insecta; Hemiptera; Aphididae
Product: recQ-mediated genome instability protein 1-like
Exons: 9
Coding region: 329-1954 (541 amino acids)
Biological process (GO): resolution of meiotic recombination intermediates; double-strand break repair via homologous recombination
Cellular component (GO): RecQ family helicase-topoisomerase III complex; nuclear body
Molecular function (GO): nucleotide binding
Source: RefSeq, a predicted model, not a curated record
AUAGAUGUAUACCAGUGGUUUAAGGUUUUCAACCGGUGUGUCGCGGCACACUGGUUUGCCGCGAUAAAUCUAUUGAUAUAGUUAAUUUUGUAUAUAUAUAUAUAUAAAAAUAUAUGCUUUACAUAUUAUAUGAAUUGGUGUGCCGCAAAAAUUUUGUAGAAGAAGUGUGCUACAUUGUUAAAAAGAUUGAAAACCGCUAAUGACGUACUGAUCGUGUUGGACGUAUUGUGAUCUGUCUGUCAAGUAUAUUGCAUGAUUUGCAUGGUGCGUCUGGAUAAGUUUGGUAUGUUGGGGCCCAGAUUUGAGAUCUAUUAUAAACAGCUGUACAAUGACUAUUUCUAAUGUAGAAAUGCGCAAUCAUGUAAUUCGUCAUUUGGAGAAAUCUCAUAUUAAAAUAUCAUCUGAGAACGAAUGGUUUAAACAAUGUGUGGAUUUCUUCAUAUCUGAUAAUCCAAAUUGUGAUGUAAAAGAUUUAUCUUCCAUGGUGGUUGAACAAUUAAGUUUAUCUGAUUUUCAAGAAAUUGCAUUGUUUAGCUUACCGGCCAAUUUAAAUAAUUGUGAUAAAAGAAUGUUAAAUGGAAAGUACUGUCUUCAGGUGAAUACUAUACUUGAUGUUGGCCAAUCGUGUUAUUCACAAUACAAUAUAAUAGUAAAAAGAGACACUAGUAAUACUGAAAUUGGUGAUAAUAAACCUGCUCCUUGGGAACCUAAACCACAUAGAAUGCUAAAAAUGAUGUGUUCUGAUGGUCGACAGGAUAUAGUGGCUAUGGAAUAUGAGCCAUUGCAUUGUCUUAAAGAGCCAUUUAUUCCUGGUUUCAAAAUAGUAGUUAUCGGACCAGUUGAAUAUAGGAAAGGAGUAUUACUAUUAAAAUCUAGUAAUGUACAUUUCAUUGGAGGUGAAGUAGAACAUUUAUUAAUAAAAAAUGCUCCUUUUAAUGUUUUGUGCAGAGCUCUAAAUAAACCCGAAUUAGAAAAUCCUUAUAUUUUUUCAAAUAUUGAAGUUGAAAAUGCUAUUAUGGAAGUACAGGAACCACAUGAUAUUCCACCAAGACAGAUAGAAAAUGUUUCUACGGUUAAUAUAAGUGAAGUUCCCCAAACUAAUACAAAUCAAAGUUAUAAUAACAAUCGUGUUGGAAAUGGAAUUAUUACAUAUGAUGAUUUUUUUGAUGGUGAUGAUGAUGAUUUAUUAUAUCUAACUCAAAUGGCUGAAAUUGAAACUAGACUCACUCAAUCUAAUAAUAUUGUAAAUUCUGUACCAUUGCAAACGUUUGAUGCACAUCAACAUGAUACAAAUGUCAAUAAAACAAAAGUAUCAGCUCCUAAAAAUAACAACUUAAUAACAAAUAAAAAACCAGUAGUCACUGCAAAACAGACUAAAAUAUCUGAUAUGUUAGGUCCAAGUACCGCAUCAACAUCUAGUAGAAAUUCAUUUGCUGAAUCGACUAGGCAUCAAAAUGACAAUACAAUAGACAACAAUAGUAUGUCUGUUAAACAUAUAUCAGGAAAACGUAUUGCUAGUUCACCAAUAUAUACAGAGACUAAAAGGCCAUCAAUUGAAUUGCACACUCCAGAGGAUGAUUGGGGUGAUAUUGAUAUGGAUAUUGAUGUUUCAAACCCAUUGAUUAAGAUUUUAAAUUCUGCUUCUAUUGUUAAAAAUUCAAAAAUACAAGUGAAACAAAAUGAAUGGAUAUGUUCUGGUAUUGUGAUGGAUGAAUCGAAACAUGAAGAAGUCGAGUUCUCGUCAGAUGUACUGGAAAGAUUAAUUGGAAUUUCACCAGAAGAAGUUCUUCAGUUAAAAAACGAUAAUUUAAAAUGUGCCUCACUAAAAGAAAAAAUUGAAAAAGGAAUCAAAGGGGCAUAUAGAAAAUUGCAUUUAUUCAAAGGUAAGAUAACUUUGACAUAUUCAUUAGAUGGAAAAAAAAAACCAAUAAUUACAGAUAUGGUAAUAGUAUAACUGUUUAUACAUUAUACUGUAUAAGUUUGUUCAGUAUAUAUUAAUGAUAGGUGUUAUUUAAUAUUUACAGCAUGUUUU